AAAUGUAGGAUGCUUAAGACAAGUUAGAAUUACAUUCAAAACUCUUGAAAUACCCUCCAUUCUACACGUAUAUUAAUACUCUAAAGUAUUUUAGCUUAUAAGAUCAUAAAGAGACGAGAAAGAAGCAGAUAACUUAAUGGAGUGAGAUUGUACAUCUCUACUUUCAAUCACACAAAAUUUUGGAAUCGUCAAUUAGUGAAAUCCUUAAUUUUCCCAUAUUUUAAGAUUCAUCAUCUGGAAUAAUUAAGAGAUUAGAUUCUUCAGAAAUUAAGGAGAUCCUCAAUUAAAUGGCACAAUUAGGAUCUAUAGAAUGGAAAAAUGAUUAAAAUUUCGCCGUGAAUUUAGUCAGUCCUUUCGAAUUGGCAGAUGCAAUCUAUGCUUGGGCUAAGGAGAAAAAAUUGAUUGGUUAUACAGAGACAUUAAGAGGUAUUACUGAAGGAAGCCAGACUGAUGAAUCUAAAAGUAUAAUUGGAUAUCAAUAUAUAGAAUUUUACAAUUUACCUUAAGAAUAGAUUCUCAAGGCAUGCUUAAUUCUAGAAGAAACAGGCAGAUGUUAGGUUUACGAAUUUGAUGGUUUAUAUAGUAUCAAAUUUAUAUGA
Molecule: messenger RNA, 599 nt
Organism: Paramecium octaurelia
Lineage: Eukaryota; Ciliophora; Oligohymenophorea; Peniculida; Parameciidae
Source: the annotation of a GenBank genome assembly